AGCACGAAGAACAUGCGUCGGAGUUUCUCUCUCUUCCUUGAAUUCAUUCAAUUGGCCACGGCGACAAAAGAGGGAGCGAUAGAGGAAACUGAAAAUAUCAUACUGGCAAGAUCUGAGAUCUCUGGUGUUGCAUGCAAACCCGUUAUACUCCGCCGUAUUUUCGCAUCUGGGUCAAUUCUAAGCCCUAGAAUUUGACUAAGACUCUGAAGAUCUGAGUUUCUUAAAAGCUCCGAUUUUUUUUGUUUUGUUUCUGGGAAUCAAAGAGAGAGAGAGAGAGAGAGAUGAAUAUAGGUGGCGUAGUCUGGAACGAGGACGAUAAAGCGAUUGUUGCUUCAUUACUGGGCAAACGAGCUCUCGAUUACUUGCUUUCGAAUUCCGUACCAAAUGCAAAUCUCCUGAUGACUGUAGGAAGCGACGAGAAUCUGCAGAACAAGCUGUCGGAUCUCGUGGAGAGACCCAACGCUUCGAACUUCUCAUGGAACUACGCCAUUUUCUGGCAGAUUUCGAGGUCAAAGGCCGGAGAUUUGGUGCUCUGUUGGGGAGACGGAUCUUGCAGAGAGCCUAAAGAAGGAGAGAAAUCAGAGAUCGUGAGAAUUCUGAGUAUGGGAAGAGAGGAAGAAACGCAUCAGACGAUGCGCAAGAGGGUGUUGCAAAAGCUUCAUGCUUUGUUCGGUGGGUUAGAGGAAGACAACUGCGCUUUAGGACUAGAUAGGGUUACAGACACUGAGAUGUUCCUUCUUGCUUCCAUGUAUUUCUCAUUCCCUCGUGGGGAAGGCGGUCCAGGGAAGUGUUUCGACUCUGGUAAACCGGUCUGGCUGACCGAUGUGGUGAAUUCGGGUUCUGAUUAUUGCGUUAGGUCGUUUCUUGCUAAAUCUGCUGGAGUCCAGACGAUUGUCUUGGUUCCUACCGAUAUCGGUGUGGUUGAGUUAGGCUCUACUAGAUGUUUGCCUCGAAGUGAGGAGUCAAUGUUGUCUAUAAGAUCCUUGUUUUCCAGUAAUUUGCCUCCUCCGGUUCCUGCUUUGCCUGUUGUCGUAGCUGAGAAGAACGACGAUAACAGAACGGUUACUUCGUCAAAGAUAUUCGGCAAGGAUCUGCACAAUUCGGGUUUUGUUCAUCACCAUCAACAACAGCCACAGCCACAACAACAACAACAUAGGCAGUUCAGAGAGAAACUUACGGUUAGAAAAAUGGAUGAUAGAGUGCCAAAGAGAUUAGAUGCUUAUCCGAAUAACGGGAACAGGUAUAUGUUUUCGAACCCGAGCACCAACAACAACACUCUUCUGAGUCCUACAUGGGUCCAACCGGAGAUGUACACGAGGACGAACAGUGUGAAGGAAGUCCCGAGCACUGAAGAUUUCAAGUUUCUACCUUUGCAGCAAUCGUCGCAGAGGCUGCUUCCUCCUGCUCAGAUGCAGAUUGAUUUCUCCGGUGCGAGUUCGAGGGCUUCUGAGAACAAUUCAGAUGGAGAAGGAGGAGCGGAAUGGGCAGACGUGGUCGGCGGUGACGAGACUGGUAACAACAGACCGAGAAAACGCGGAAGAAGACCUGCCAACGGAAGAGCGGAGGCUUUGAACCACGUGGAAGCAGAGAGACAACGGCGCGAGAAGCUUAACCAGAGGUUUUACGCCCUGAGAUCAGUUGUUCCCAACAUUUCUAAGAUGGACAAAGCGUCAUUGUUGGGAGACGCGGUUUCUUACAUUAACGAGCUUCAUGCCAAGCUCAAGGUGAUGGAAGCAGAGAGAGAGAGGUUAGGGUAUAGCUUAAAUCCGCCCAUCAGCUUGGAACCGGAGGUUACUGUUCAAACCGUAGGUGAAGAUGUUUCAAUGAGAGUCCACUGUCCGUUGGAUUCCCAUCCGGCUUCUAGAAUCUUCCAUGCGUUUGAAGAGGCUAAAGUAGAAGUGACAAAUACGAAACUGGAAGUUUCUCAGGACACAUUGUUGCAUACGUUUGUGAUCAAAUCUGGAGAGUUAACGAAAGAGAAGCUGGUCUCGGCGUUAUCUAGAGAGCAAUCCAGUUCUGUUCAGUCAAGAACAUCAUCAGGUAGAUAGCCUUUUGAGAGACGGAAGAAGGUGAAAAGUAAGUUUGUAAUGAAGAACCGGUUUUGAAUGGUUCUUUUUCUUCUAGGGUUCUUUUGUUUUUGUUUUUGGUUAUAUACCUGUAAGAAUCCUCCAAACUAGGAUAUUGUAGAAGUUUUAUUGACAAAAGUAGACAUUCUCAUCUCAAUACAAUAGGUCAGUGGCCAAACUUGAAAGAAGAAAACCCAUUAUGUUUAUGAGUUAAUUACUUGUUUCCCAUUAUGUUUAUGAGUUAAAUACUUGUUUCUUGUAAAGUCAUGGACUUGAGAGUGGGUUCUUCUUCGUAGAGGAGUUCAACAAAUCAUUGUCUCG
This is a messenger RNA of Thlaspi arvense, 2387 nucleotides long. NCBI's taxonomy places the organism in Eukaryota, Viridiplantae, Streptophyta, Magnoliopsida, Brassicales, Brassicaceae. The record is from the annotation of a GenBank genome assembly.